GAUUUUUGAACUGCGCUGAGUGUUCAAUAUGUCGUCAGAAGAUGAUUGGUCAAAGUUACCCACUCUGUCCAAAGUACAACACAAGCUCUGGAACGCACGUGUGGCGGGAUACGAAGAAGCGUUCAAAAUAUUUUCAACAGAGACAAGUGGAAAAAGUCCUGUUUUUAACGAAUAUGUUGGAUUAAUGAAGAAGUUUGUUACUGAUUCUCAUGCUGGAGCUCAGGAAAAAGCUCUGGAUGCUGUCUUAGCAUACAUAGAAACAGCUGCAGCAGCGACGAAGUAACUUUUGAGUUUUCUCUAACUCUUGUUAGAUGCGCUGGAGAUAUUUGUUCCGGUAUCAUAUCAAAAUGUCUAGGUUCUACUCGAAUGAAAACAAAAGACAAGUCAAUUGAGUGCCUACUGAUGCUGAUAGAAAUCGAGCGUCAUGAAUUAGUAAUAGAAGAGCUCAUAAAAGGUUUAUCAACUAAAAAUCCAAAGGUUGUUGUCGGAAGCUUACAGACGCUUCGUGAAGCUCUAAAUCUUUUUGGCCCAACUGUUGUCCCGAUCAAACCUCUUUUUAAAGAGUUUGGACGACUACUUGAUGAUCGAGACCAAGGAAUUCGAAACGAAACGAAAAAUCUCAUUGUUGAGGUCUACAGAUGGAUAGGAGUAACCACGAAAGACUUAUUAAAGGAUAUCAAACCAGUUGUGAUGACUGAGUUAUGUGAAUUAUUUAACUCUAUUCCACCCGAAAAACCUGUUCGAUUGAGAUAUUUACGCAGUCAAAAACCUAAAGAAGUUACUUCAGAUACUGGGACUGAAAAUGGUCCUAGUGAUGACGCUAUUCCAGGUGAAACCCUAACCGACCAGGUUGAUUUAGAUAAUAUGAUUACUCCUGUUGAAGUUCUUAGCAAAAUCCCCAACGAUUACUGGCAAAAAAUAGGGGAAAAGAAGUGGCAAGAUCGGCGUGACGCUUUAGAGGCAGUUGAAAAAAUUACGAACGUUCCUCGGAUCGUUCCGGGUGAUUUCACAGACCUCGUGAAAAGCUUGAUUCAGGUUAUAAAUAAAGAUACUAACAUAAUUCUGGUGACUCUUGCUGCUAAAAUUUUGGGACAAAUAGCACGAGGAUUAAAAUCUAAGUUCAGUCCUUACUCCCAACAAACCUUACAAGCGUGUUUAGGGAAGUUUAAAGAAAAGAAGCCCAAUGUUGUUCAAGCUCUAAGAGAAUCUGCUGAUGGUGCUAUAUCUUCGACUUCAGUAGAUCAUUUUGUGGAUGAUAUUGUAGCCGCAUUGGGUCACAAAACACCUAAUGUACGUGCAGAAGCAGCUUUAAUUCUAAGUAGAGCGUUCAAAAAAUGUUCUGCCACAUCACUAAACAAAAAGAUUUUAAAAUCAUUUACUGUACCCUUAUGUGUAACAUGCAACGAUACUGAUCCUGAAGUGCGUGAAUGUAGUUUUGCCGCGCUUGGUGCUGCAAUGUUCGUCGUGUCGGCAAAAACUAUCCAGCCUUUUCUCAGCGAACUUGACUCCAUCCGCCUGGCGAAAAUCAAUGAAUGUUGCGAACAAAUAGCGUCUGAACUUAGUAAUUCAAAUAACUCUGGUAACCAACCAACUGCUACUUCGAUAAGUAUAUCUACAUCUGCUAAACCCAAUACUGCAUCACGUCGUGCAGCACCACCGGUCACUCGUCCUAAUACAGCGCCCAGUGGCACUGGACAAGCUACUUCCGAAUGUGCUACUAAAACACCAACCUUAGGGCCAUCUAGUAAGAAAUCGACAGCACGUACAAAAUCUGUUGUUGAGAAACCGAAAUCCACGAUUCCAACAGAAAACUUGUUAACAGAGGAUGAAAUAUCUCAGAAAGCUUCUGAGCUUCUUGGGGAAGCACUUAUCAAGCAAAUAUCCGAUACGAAUUGGAAAGAACGCUUGCAAGCGGUUGAACAAAUGAAGUCUAACAUACAUUCCUUUAUCAGCUCUGAUGUACCUGUUCAAAUUUUGUGUCGGGCUGUUCUGCUUAAACCUGGAAUCAAGGAUACUAAUUUUCAGGUACUGCGUGCUCGAAUUGAGUACAUCAAUGAAGUUUUGUCCUUAAGCAUCUCUAUCAGUUCAAAUUUGGCUGAGUUACUUUUACCAGAUUUGAUUGAUAAGGUUGGUGACACGAAAGUCGGUGACGUCACAAAAACCGCGAUGACAAAAUUGGCCGAGAAAACAAGUCUCGAAUUAGUUGGUGGCUUUGUAAUGCGCACACUAUUUCAGAUUAAAAAUCCUCGCAGUCAGACCGAAGGUUUGGUUUGGUUGAAUCAAAGCAUUCUGGAAUUCGGAUUUUGUAUUCCAGCACAAGAAGUUGGGCCACUUCUAAAAACAGGCCUAAAUGCAACUAACCCUUCUGUUCGACAAAGUUCACUAAAUCUUGCUGGGACUAUUCAUUUAUAUCUUAAUGAUCGUUUGGUAACUUUAUUAGCGGAUGAAAAGCCGGCUUUGAUUACGUUACUAAACGCGGAAUUUGCAAAAAACAAAGAUAAAAAGGCUCCUGCUCCAACUCGUUUUUCUGCUGCUCAGAACUUGCUCAAAGAUUCAGUGUCUACUGAACCCAGUGGAACUGGAACAUUGUCUGGAGAUAUAGAAACUACUGGUCAAAUAGAGGAGAUGGACUCUGAUGCAUUACUUCCAAAAGUAGAUAUCAGUGACCGAUUUACACCUGAACUCCUGGGUCUUCUGAAAAGCAAGAUCUGGAAAGAACGUCUAGAAGCACUGACUACUAUUGAAAAAUUUGUGACUCCUUCCAAUUUGAUUGAUGCUUCGAACGGAAAGCUUCAAGAACCUUUGACUAUGAUAGCUAAGGCAGCUAAUGAUGUGAAUAAAAACCUGGCUAAACAAGCUUUAAUAAUCCUGUCUUCCUUUGCUUCUUCAAUGCCGAAAUCGGAUGCUGUGAAUUACAUAAAGUAUGUUGAACCACCUAUUUUACUCUGUCUUGGCGAUUCAAAAGUUCAAAUACGUGAGGCAGCUGUAACUGCACUUAGCUCUUGGCAAAGUAGAGUUCCUAUUUUAUCAGUAUUUGAGAAUGACAUGUUAGCUGAUGCUUUAAAAAUGGAAAAUCCAUUUUUACGAGCCGAAUUAUUACGUUGGCUUCAAGAAGUUCUCUCACCUAUGCCAUUAAACGCCCUGCGGAAAAACGCUUCAGAAAUAACAGAGAAUCUAAUACCUCAAGUGUUCGCUUCUCUUGAAGAUCGUAAUGUUGAAGCUCGUAAACAAGCCCAAAUAGUUCUUCCUUCAUUAAUACAAGUUUUUGGCUGGGAACCUAUUUUAAAGUCUGCCAAUCGUUUGAAGCCUACCUCAAAGGAUUCAAUUAUGCCUCAUUUAGAGAAAGCUCGUGAAAGUGUAGCUAAUUCACAUCCCUCAUCCGUGGAGAAAAAAACCGUUUCUCCACCUAAAGCGGUACGUGGAGGUAAUGGAGCACGUCCACAACUUUCCUCAAAUGCCCCAGAAAAUAGCGAGGAAUCUGAAAAUGCUACACAAUCUUCAGACAUUACCUCAAAGCCUGUUUCUGAGACGAAGAAAAAGACUGAUACUAAAAAGUCUAUCAACACGUCUAAAAACUCAGGUCCGGAACUGGCAACAACAUCCAUAAUUCUACCACCAAAUAAGUUAGCUAAGAGUUCUAGGUUAAAUGAUGAGAAGAAACGCAAGCUUUUAAAAUGGGAUUUCGAUGCUCCAACAAAAGAUCACAUACAACAAUUAAGUACAUUAUUCAUUGCAGCUGGAACUGCUCCUGAAUUUCAUGCACUUUUAUUCCAUACCGACUUUAAACAACACAUUAAGGCAAUCGAACAACUUUCUCAAUUACUAGAUACCACUGAAGGUUGUGAGGCUACUGUAAUAAAUGUGGACAUUAUCUUGAGAUGGAUUGUUCUACGAUUCUUUGAAACUAAUCCAGUUGUUUUAGGCAGAUGUAUGGAUUAUCUAACAAAAUUAUUCGUUUAUAUGUCAGAGUCUGGAGCAAAUCUUUCGGAACAUGAAGGUGGUUCAUUUCUUCCUUAUUUGGUAAUGAAAGUGGGUGAACCUAAAGAUGUAGUUCGACAGAAUAUUCGAGGGAUAUUGAAACUAGUGGUUAAUCUUUAUCCACCUAGUCGUCUAUUCACAUUUCUCACUAAUGGGACUAAGGCCAAGACAAGUAAAACAAGACAAGAGUGCUUGGAUGAAAUGGGUUCUCUGAUUGAUCGUUUCGGAUUAAAUGUUUGCCAGCCUUCUAUUCCCAUCGCAAUCAAAUUAAUCGCUCAACAAAUUGGUGACCGUGAUAGUGGAGUUCGAUCAGCGGCUUUGAAUGCUUUACUUUCUGCGUAUUCUGUUAUUGGUGAACAGAUAUGGAAGGUUAUCGGCGAUAUACCUGAAAAAGAACGUUCAAUGCUGGAAGAACGUAUCAAACGAGCUGGGCAAGCACCGAUCAAUACUGUUGAUAAUUUUGAACCAAAGACGCCGUCUGUAAGAUCGAGCACUGCAAGACGUGAUCCAUCAGAUUCACGCAAUCCUCUAGAGCCUGUUCCAAAUGAAUUUCGCCGUCAGCAACCGGUUUCUGCAGCUCAUGCUAGAGCACGUGCUAUGUUGAAUGAACUAGGUGAUUUAUCACCUGAGAAAGCUCCAAGUAUGCCUCCACUUAUUCAGUUAGACGCUGAUAUAAAUGAUCUCUUUCAACCAGUUGAAAUCCCAGCAUUGAAAACACACGUACGCCAGCCUGUUCUCAAUGCACUAUUACGAACAAGUCCUGAUACUGCUUCAGCGAUCACAAUGGUCGUAACGGCUAUAUCUUCUAAUGAUUUACUAAUCAGUUGUCAUGCUUUAGCCGAAAUCGACACUGUUCUUCGAGAUGAAAAGUGGUACCUUUUACUCAAUCAUGUCAAUCAAGUCCUGAUGCUUAUUACAAUGCAGUUACGUCAAGUUACUUCGAGAUAUUUUGGAGAUCCUUCAGUUUCAGAGGAGCAGUUGCAUACAUUGAUUCGGUCUCAUUUGGCCACUAUUGAAUCUCUUUUUAGUCGUCCAACAUUAGGUCGUGAAGCCUCACGGGAAACUUUAAGAGAAUUAUCUCAGUCUCUCCUUCAAAUGAUGUUGGAUGAAAGGACUUCUGAAAUGUCCAGUGGAGAAAAUGUUAUCAGAUCAAUCAAUGCAUUAUUUGUUCUUAUUUUGGAGGCUUCUAAUGGAACACGUAUACUCAGUGCGCUCAUUCGGUUACUGCAUGAGUGUGUCAGUAACGGACAUUUUACAAACCGAUUCACUCAAGCUAUCCUCAAAAGUAUAUGGCGUAUUACCAAGGGAAUGAAUACUGCAUUUAAUAAUUACUCUGUGGAUGUCAUACUUCUGGACUGUCAUCAUUUUUUAAAGGCUUUCCCACCUUCCUCAUGGAGUGCUCGUAAAUCAGAUGUUCCUUUACGAACAAUCAAAACCUUAUUGCAUGUAUUAUGUGGCCUCCAAGGUCCAUCAAUUCUACAGUUUCUAGAAAGUAUACCUAAUAAGGAAGAUUCAGAACUGGAGUCCUACCUCAUUCGCACACUAAAAACUACUUCAGGAGUUACAACUACUACCUCUGAUCCGAAAAAAAUACUGGCGUCUGAAAGUCAUUCUAAAGGAUUUGUACUUUCUACUGUAACUCGUGAGAAAUUAACCGAAAUAUUCAACAAGGUCGGAUCUAAGAAACCUGAUGAAGGUUUAAAUGAACUAUACGAUUUCACUCAGCUCUAUCCAGAUGUAGAUUUAUCGUCAUACUUAACAAAUACGAGCCAAUUUUUCCAAGCCUACAUAAAACAGGCUUUACGAAAUAUAGCUGUUGAACGCGCCCGUCAGGCUAGGCUAAGUGUAAAUGACAAAGAACCAAACACAUUAGCAGCUCAUCAAACUGAUGGCGUUUUAGCGCGUCCUAAUUGGAAUUCAGAUUUUGAUGCAAAUAUUAUCAAUGGCCAACCAACUGAUCCAAAAGUAUUUAUGAAUCGAUUGGCGGUGCUACGAAGAGAACUGGGUCUUGGUGGUGUAUCCACAACUAACAUGGAUGAUAAUAUUGGGUCAUCUGACGAAGCUGGAAUACAAAAUACAGCUUUUGAAACAACUCUUCGAGUAAGUCUAUUUUAAAAGGAAGUAGCUAUGCGAGACCUGAUUAAAUCCGUGUGCUUUUAACAAGUAAAAAUAUAUUGGUUAUGCUUCUUGCACUUCCAAACAAUCAACAUGAACCAGUAAUAAAAUACUCCCAACUGAACAAAAAAUAAUAAGUUUGGACUAGGCACAGUUGUCAUAAUAAGAAUCGCUUCAUUCAACCGUAUUUAUUGAUAUUUUUGUUUUCCAAUUUGUUUAACUUUCUACAAUGGACAUUCAUGUCUAAAUUAUCAUUAAGUGUUAACAGGACUUGUAUGAAAUUCACACGAAUUUCGCUCUAGCGAACUAACUGUGGAAGGUCUAUUUAAUUAGAUUUGAAAAGCGUUCAUAGAAUAACCUCAUCGAGGAGAUUGUAAAAACUGCACCGUGUAUUAAACUACAACUAAUUUCACCUAGUCACAACAAUCGCCUAACUUUUUUAAAACCUGAUUUUGAUGUUUUCAAGUUUUUACUAUUUGUGUUACUGAGUAGUGUGUGUCGAUCAGACUUUGAAUCUACGUUUACUAACAGUCGUGCGAAUUCAGUUGGAAAAAAAUAGUUAUUUGCGCUGACCUCCAUUUGCCAUGACAAAAAUUACGACAUUGCUGCCAAAGUUGAGCUGGGUUAAGCUAUAUUGCACCGAUUGCAAUUAUUUCUGAAACUUUGAUGUAUAAUUCAAAGGAUUCUUCUCGGUCAUAUUUAUUAGGAUUCGACUGCUUAUUUGUAGAAACAUGUGAAUUAGUGCAACAACUAACAUAUAAUAGUUGAACGUCUGCUGGUUCGUUAUAACUCACUGUAACCGUUUUGAGGUUUAUUGUGUGAUAGAUUUUCGCUACGGUCUCCAAAUGAUCAUCUGUAUUAUCAAGACAGUUAUUUGAAAUCGAAGUUAUCAGUAAUAGCACAAGAUUUAUUGGUGAUUUCUGAUGAAGGAUUACUUUCACUGUUCACUCUUCAUGUAGAGAUAAACUUUAAAUCAUACAUAACAAAUAAAAUUUUAUCUUUCAGAAUAUGGUUCAACCAAAUGGUGAUUCUCCAGAUGAAAAUACUCAACCUGAAACAGAACAAAGGCCUACCAUGUCCACCACUGAGUUAAUGGACUUGAAACGAAGACUAGAACGGAUUAAAAGUGCCCAAAAGCAUUAACAGUUUCUUUGCGUGAUAAAGUAGUCUUCCAAUCAUCUCAACUUCCAAUUAUUUACGUUCACUAACUUCUGCUUUUCAUAUGUAAAUAUUUCUUAGAUGUUCGUUAUGAGAUUUUUAUGUCCAGACUUUUACGUAUUACGCAAAAAAGUACGUAACUAAAUAUACAUGUGAUCGUUAACUAAACUGUCUUUAUACCAGCAAACAUUUUUUUACAGAAAAACAGUUAAUUGUACAAAUUUACUGUCUAUUAAUUAAAUAUAUGUUUG
This is a messenger RNA of Schistosoma rodhaini, 7502 nucleotides long. The record is from the annotation of a GenBank genome assembly. Lineage: Eukaryota; Metazoa; Platyhelminthes; Trematoda; Strigeidida; Schistosomatidae.